AUGCUUCGUCUCGCCAACCUCACUGCUUUGCUUGCCGCGAUUGCUCCCGCUCUCGCCAUGUCUCCUCUCUCCAAUGCCCAGUACACCGAGACCAUCGGUGCUCAGGAGAUUGGCAGCACCGCCAUCUAUGGCACCAUGGUCUACUCCAUGAACCACUGCUCCGUCAUCCACAGCACCCAGUGCUACACCUCGCUCUCCACCGGCGGUCCUGCUCCUCCCAGUAGCACUAGCAUCGGCUACUCCUCCUCCUACACGCCUCCCCUCCCGAGUUAUGGUGAGCCAAGUGAGACCAUCACCAGCGGCGGCUCGGUCCCCGUCCCGACCCAUAGCACUGUGAGCAGCGGCGGCAGCGGCGAGAACCCGCCCCAGACCACGGGCACCCUAAUCGUCCAUGGUAGUGGCAGCUCCUCCACGACCACGCACACACCCGAUGUUCCUACUGGCGCUGCGGCCAUGGGCGCCGCGGUCAUGGGCAACGUCUUCGUUGCUGCCCUUGCUGCCCUUGCUGUCUAA
Akanthomyces muscarius is the source of this 513-nucleotide messenger RNA. RefSeq lists its product as uncharacterized. The transcript has 3 exons. Bases 1 to 513 code for a protein of 170 amino acids. Lineage: Eukaryota; Fungi; Ascomycota; Sordariomycetes; Hypocreales; Cordycipitaceae. The record is from RefSeq and is a predicted model, not a curated record.